This is a messenger RNA of Prorocentrum cordatum, 1101 nucleotides long. The record is from the annotation of a GenBank genome assembly. Lineage: Eukaryota; Dinophyceae; Prorocentrales; Prorocentraceae.
AGCUACGCAGCCCUGGCUUCCUCGCCGCGGGCCCCGCGCCUCCCGGCGGCCUUCUCCCGCGCGGGGCGCCAUGGGCCCCCCCGGCGAUGCCGGCGUGCCGGCCGCCCAGGAGGGCUGCGCGCGCACGGGUGCGGCCACAGGCGAGGCGCGCCGGGUUGCGGACGGCGGCCGGGCACCGGAGGAGGAGCGGCAGGCCGCGGCGUCGAGCUACUCUCAGGCGCUGCGCGACCGUCUGCACAGGAUCCGCGCCGAGAUGGAGGCGCAGGGCGCCCUGGCCCUGAGGUUGCGGCGGAGCCUGGAGGGCGCGCGGGCGGAGGUGGAGAAGAAUUCGCGGGAACUCUACGAGUUGAGGGUCAGGUGGACCGAGGAGGAGCCCUCGAGGGCGGAGCUGCUGCGGGAGACGGGCGAGGUGGAGCGGCGGCUGUCCGAGCGGGAACGGCGCUGCGCCGAGGCCCUGGUGCAGCUGGCCGAGAGGGACCAGGCGCCGGGCGCCGCCGAGGCCGCUCCGCCGCCGGCCGGCCGGGCCGCGCCCACGUCGCCCCACGGCGCCACGGCGGCGCUGCGGGGGGACGCCUACGAUGACGACUUCGAGCAGGAGGAGGACGGCGAGGAGGGGCGGCGGCGCGCCCGGCUGGCGCAGGAGCGUCAGCGCCUCGCGGGCCUGGAGUCCAGGCGCUUGGAGCUCGUCUCCGAGCUGGGCCGGCUGCGCGAGCUGAGCGCUCAGGAGGCAGCGAGCGUCGAGCAGCUUAGCGAGCGCAUCGAGGCGAUCCGGAAGGAGGCGCGCACCGCGCGGACCCUCGCCAGGGCCUCGAGGGAGCGGGAGGAGCGGUCGAAGCAGAAGAUCGAGGCCUCAACCGCGACCGCGGCCGCCUCGAGGCAGCGGCAGCGCGCGCUGGAGUCCCAGGUCGCUGACCUCGGGACCGAAAUCGACGUUCUGAGGGGCGAGCUGGCCGCCGUCGCCCAGCCCGCCGUUGGCGCCGCCGCCAGCGGCGGCCCGGCGCACGAAAGGGAUUCCAGGUUCCAGACUCCCGGCUGCAUGUGCGACUGACCUGUCGUUGGAGUGGUCUUUGGUGCGUGCGCACGAGCGUCCCGUUCAACCGA